Messenger RNA from Mustela lutreola (European mink), 474 nucleotides. Its product is annotated as large ribosomal subunit protein eL32-like. The transcript has a single exon. The record is from RefSeq and is a predicted model, not a curated record. Gene Ontology annotation, cellular component: cytosolic large ribosomal subunit; ribosome. The coding region runs from base 1 to 474 and encodes 157 amino acids. NCBI's taxonomy places the organism in Eukaryota, Metazoa, Chordata, Mammalia, Carnivora, Mustelidae. Gene Ontology annotation, molecular function: structural constituent of ribosome. Gene Ontology annotation, biological process: translation.
AUGGGAGUCAAGGGGUCCUCCUUCCCCAGCUCUGCCUGCGGGAACAGCAGCCAUUUCCUACUUGGCAUCACGGCCACCUACAGACCUCUGGGGAAGCCCAAGGUCAUUAAAAAGAGGACCAAGAAGUUCCAGCACCAGUCAGACAGAUAUGCCAAAAUUAAGUGGGACCGGCAGAAACCCAGAAGCACUGACAAUAGGGAGCACAGAAGAUUCAAGGGCCAGAUCUUGAUGCCCAACGUUGGUUACAGGAACAGCCAAAAACCAAAACACAUGGUGCCCAGUGGCUUCUGGAAGUUCCUCAUCCACAGUGUCAAGGAGCUUGAAGUGCUACUGACGUGCAACAAAUCUCACUGUGUGGAGAUUGCUCACAGCGUCUCCUUCAAGAACCACAAAGCCAUUGUGGAAAGAGAAGUCCAGCUGGCCAUCAGAGUCACCAGUCCUGUUGCCAGGCUGUGCAGCGAAGAAAAUGAAUAG